AUGGAGCAUUUCGGCCCGUGGACGGUAUCUGAUCCCAAACGAAAAGAGAAGAAAAAGUCAUCUGCACCGUUCUAUAAUGACGGCGAGGUGUGUGAUUUCUAUCGAUGCUCCGGGUUUUUGGGUCUGGAUCCCGGCGUGGUCAAUUACGUCAGCUCACGUUUCUUGACCGAUAAUUUUGUGAACAGCAGGCAAGGUCAUAGAUGUAACGGGGAACAAAAUUAUACUCAAAAAAAUCGGCAAAGUUCAAACAGUCUGAGUGCGUGGAGGCGUGGAGCGGAGAAUAAAACGUAG
This is a messenger RNA of Macrosiphum euphorbiae (potato aphid), 291 nucleotides long. The record is from the annotation of a GenBank genome assembly. NCBI's taxonomy places the organism in Eukaryota, Metazoa, Arthropoda, Insecta, Hemiptera, Aphididae.